Messenger RNA from Naegleria lovaniensis, 1293 nucleotides. RefSeq lists its product as uncharacterized. The record is from RefSeq and is a predicted model, not a curated record. Lineage: Eukaryota; Heterolobosea; Eutetramitea; Acrasida; Naegleriidae. Bases 1 to 1293 code for a protein of 430 amino acids. The transcript has a single exon.
AUGAUUGACCCAAAAUCCUCACACGACUCUUCUUCAUCAACCCUUCCCACAUAUUCCGCAAUACCAAGGAAAGAAAUCUUUCGUAUCAAAUCGGCAAGAUCUCAUGAGCAAGCAGAAGCAUCUUUUACUUCAUUGUUGCUGCAACGACUCAAAUACGCAUGUUCAUCAUUGGUACGAGGAAGUGAAUCAAAGUAUGUUGCUCCUGGCAGAGAUUUAUUAGAAUAUGUCUGGGGUCAUAUUUUGUUGUGUUUUAAGAUCCGAUUAGAGAAUGGGAAAAGAGCCACUUGUUCCGAUGAUGCCGAUAUUGCUGAUAUUUUGGAAUUUUUCUCUCACGCUCAUUGGAUUUAUUUACAACCUUCGAUGAGAGAGAAUUUAUACAUUGGAUUUAAUUUGAAUAUUUCACGAGCCUUGUAUUACAAUGCGAAAGUAGACGAAACCAAAAAAACAUUUGACCUUUCCAAAGACUCGGACACUGGUGAAUUUUCCACCAAUUUUCUAAUAUCAAAUCAUGUCAUUAGGAAUUUGGAUUGUGAACUAGCUUCUUCUUUGUUACGAUAUUUUGUGAACGUUUUCACAGAAGAAAUGAACACAAUUAUUCAAGGAGGUGAUAAUACACUGAAAUCAAAGGAGCUUUCUCUUGCAAAAUAUUUACAACAAUAUGAGUCUAUCAAGCACAUGUUGGAGACUAUUAGAGAUUACUAUGUACAUGACAUGGAUGAAAAGUUUGGAGCAGAAAUACAGUUGAAAGAAUGUAUAGCGAAGGAUCACUUGCCAGACGUGUCCAAACUUAUCGCAUGUAUGAACUACAUUGCCAUAGACAAUAGGCAGCGAUCAGAUUGCAAAGAUAUUCGCCUCUUCUUUCAUCAACUCAAAAAUGUGUAUAUUAAGCGACAAUUGUUGGAACAAGUGGUGACACUCUCUUUCAUUCAUCAUGAGAGCGACUUAUGCGAAUUUAUUCGAGACAUAUUUUCUGAUUAUAUUACCUUUAGGCCUCGAACUUUGUCAUUGAAGGACUUGAUGUAUGAUCUUAAUACUAUCAUUGCCAGUAAGAAGAUCAAAAAGGUGACAGACGCUACGGGAAUGACAUUAUGUUGCCUCUACUUGGUAUUGAAGUCCUCUCAUGCACAACCAAAUGUUGAGUCCCUUCAACUAGAUCCCUCUCAACAUCAAGCAUGCCAAGAAUUUGCUGCUAAUGAUUUCAACAUUGAUGUGACGGAUGAACUAUUGGCACCUGAAAUGAUUUUCCUUUUGCAAAAUUUUGUCAGUAACGACAAUGAAAUGCAAGAUGAAUAG